Messenger RNA from Megalops cyprinoides (Indo-Pacific tarpon), 1521 nucleotides. RefSeq names its product proteasome 26S subunit, ATPase 4 (gene psmc4). The record is from RefSeq and is a predicted model, not a curated record. NCBI's taxonomy places the organism in Eukaryota, Metazoa, Chordata, Actinopteri, Elopiformes, Megalopidae. Bases 43 to 1299 code for a protein of 418 amino acids. The transcript has 13 exons. Gene Ontology annotation, cellular component: proteasome regulatory particle, base subcomplex. Gene Ontology annotation, biological process: proteasome-mediated ubiquitin-dependent protein catabolic process. Gene Ontology annotation, molecular function: ATP binding; ATP hydrolysis activity; proteasome-activating activity.
GAAAUCUGACACAGAAUACGACGCUGGAGGAAGAAAGCCAACAUGGAGGAGAUCGGGGUGAUAGUCGAAAAAGCCCAGGACGAGGUGCCUGCCAUGCUCAGCUCCCGGCCCCAGACCGGCCUGUCUUUUCUGGCACCGGAACCCGAAGAUCUGGAGGACCUUUACAGCAGAUAUAAGAAGCUACAGCAGGAGCUGGAGUUUCUGGAGGUGCAGGAGGAGUACAUCAAAGAUGAGCAGAAGAACCUGAAGAAGGAGUUCCUCCAUGCGCAGGAGGAGGUGAAGAGGAUACAGAGCAUCCCGCUGGUCAUCGGCCAGUUCCUAGAGGCAGUGGAUCAGAACACAGCCAUCGUGGGCUCCACUACAGGCUCCAACUACUACGUGCGAAUCCUCAGCACCAUCGACAGGGAGCUGCUGAAGCCCAACGCCUCGGUGGCGCUGCACAAGCACAGCAACGCGCUGGUGGACGUCCUGCCGCCCGAGGCCGACAGCAGCAUCAUGAUGCUGACCUCAGACCAGAAGCCAGACGUGAUGUACGCUGACAUUGGCGGGAUGGACAUCCAGAAGCAGGAAGUGAGAGAGGCGGUGGAGCUCCCUCUCACACACUUUGAACUCUACAAACAGAUCGGAAUUGACCCCCCCAGGGGGGUGUUAAUGUACGGUCCACCUGGCUGUGGGAAGACCAUGCUGGCUAAGGCGGUGGCACACCAUACUACAGCGGCGUUCAUUCGUGUGGUGGGCUCCGAGUUCGUGCAGAAGUACCUGGGGGAGGGGCCGCGAAUGGUGCGGGACGUCUUCCGGCUGGCCAAGGAGAAUGCCCCCGCCAUCAUCUUCAUCGACGAAAUCGACGCCAUCGCUACCAAGCGCUUCGACGCGCAGACUGGGGCUGACAGAGAGGUGCAGAGGAUUCUGCUGGAGCUGCUGAACCAGAUGGACGGCUUUGAUCAGAACGUCAAUGUUAAGGUGAUCAUGGCCACCAACCGCGCGGACACCCUGGACCCGGCUCUGCUGCGACCCGGGCGACUGGACCGUAAGAUCGAGUUCCCCCUGCCCGACCGGCGCCAGAAACGCCUGGUCUUCUCCACCAUCACCAGCAAAAUGAACCUCUCUGAGGAGGUGGACCUGGAGGACUAUGUGGCCAGACCAGACAAGAUAUCUGGAGCUGACAUCAACUCCAUCUGCCAGGAGGCUGGCAUGCUGGCUGUGCGGGAGAAUCGCUACAUUGUCCUGGCCAAGGACUUCGAGAAGGCCUACAAGACUGUGAUCAAGAAGGACGAACAAGAGCAUGAGUUCUACAAGUAGCUGUGCGGAGGUGGGAGGCCUAUCUGUGGCUCCGCGCAGGGGAGGGGGCGGAGGAGGUGGGAGGCCUAUCUGUGGCUCCGUGCAGGGGAGGGGGCGGAGUUAUUACUGUGAGUCUGUGGUCGCUCCUGUGUCGACUGCAGCUACAGCUGUGUGUGUGUGUGUAACCUGUUAACAAAACAAACAUUAAUCUUAAACAUUAAAGAUGUUUUCCAUAAAAUGACA